AGUUGAUCAGUCUGCUUAGAAAACUUCUCCAGAGGGGAGAGUGUUGUUUAGAAUCGGAAAGUCCAGAAUUUCAGUGCAACCGAAUUGCGCACAGACUUGACACUUGGAGACAUUUGGCAAACGGACUAAUCUAAAACAUUAACUACCCUUAAAAUUAAACGGAUUUUUAAUUCUAUUUUUUUUUAAGAAUAUUUGUAUUUAUUCUCUUUUUUAAAAAAUUUAGACCUGUGCUUUAUUUUUGCAUCAAGACUUAUCGAAGUUCCCAUCGUUUGCAUUAAAAUCCGAAGACCUGAGGCUGUUUUUCAUUAGAGAUCAAUAGUUUGAAAACGAGAAAGAGAAAUAUGCUGGGUUUUAUGAUGGUUACAUUAUUUGCGGCUCUGACCCUCAGCGUUGGCUCUUAUGUGCCGUGCGAGCCGUGCGAUCAGAAGGCGCAGUCCAUGUGUCCUCCGGUCCCGUUGGGCUGUCCGCCUGUGAAGGAGCCCGGCUGCGGCUGCUGCUUUACUUGCGCUCUGGCUGAGGGUCAGGCGUGCGGUGUCUACACCGGUACAUGCGCGCUUGGGCUGCGCUGCCUGCCGCGGAACGGCGAAGAGAAGCCGCUGCACGCCCUGCUGCACGGCAAGGGAGUGUGUACGAACGAGAAAGGAUACAAACCACCGCAUCAGCCUAUUGAUCGUGAGUCUAUAGAGAAUGAUGAGACAGUGAAUGCAGACACGACCGAAGACCAGCCUCCUAAAAUUCCUCUUUACCCCAAACCAGACGUGAUCAACAGCCGGAAGCAUGCUGCCGUGCGCAAAGACAAGAAGAAACAGCAGGAGAAGCUGCGGUUACUGGGGUCGAUGGACUACUCCCCCAUUCCCAUCGACAAGCACGAGCCGGAAUUCGGUCCUUGCAGAAGGAGGCUGGAUGGAAUCAUUCAAAGUAUGAAAGACACCUCUCGCAUCAUGGCUCUGUCCCUGUACCUUCCUAACUGUGACAGGAAGGGCUUCUAUAAGCGCAAACAGUGCAAGCCCUCCCGUGGCCGGAAACGAGGCAUCUGCUGGUGUGUGGACAAAUACGGCGUGCAGCUGCCCGGCACCGACUACAGUGGCGGUAACAUACAGUGCAAGGAUUUGGAAAACACCAACAACAACGAGUGAGAAUCGACCCACCCUGAUCACCAGACCUAGGGCCCACCUCCCUUUCCUGUCCCACCAGUCCACCCGCCAGUCACUUUGAGAUUUUGUUGCGAAGCAAAAACUAUUAAAUAUACAAACAAUCAGACAAAAAAAAAAAUCGUACAGAAAUCGUUUUGACUGAGCGAUCAUCUCUAACUCACUGGACUCAGCCAAUGAGAGGAGCCCACUGCUAGUGCUGAGUCCCAGAAAAAUUGUUAAAAAAAAAUUAAAAAUAUAUACAUACAAUUAUAUAUUUUUAUAGAAGCUGGGGUUUGAGCACCAUACUGUUUUGUUUAAUGUUAACAUAAAACAAAAAACUAAAAAAAAAAAAGAAUAUAUGGCAUGUUGAAUAUUAACAGGGCUAUCUUGGUCUUUUACAACUUUUUGCUGUCAAGGUAUCAAAGGAGAUAGCAACUUCUAUUAUUGAAAAAAAAACACUAUUUUUUUUCGUUUGUUUUUAAAACGAAAAAAAAAAAUAAAAGUCACAUGGUAGAGAUCCGCUGAUACAGUUAUCUCUAUCUUUUUAUUUUUGGUCCCAUCAAAGCACUUAUUCAUUAAGGAACCUGCUUGGAAAUGUGUAACUUCACCAAGUUCAUUGUAUGCGUGUGUGAGCAUGUGCGUAUGAGUGUGUGUUUGAGCAUGAACGUGUGAAAUGCAGCGAAAGCUUCCAAAAAGUUUUUUCAUGGCAUUUCCCUUCCAGAACAUAGUAAAAACCAGGAUACCAUUAGACAAAUCUAUUUCAGUGGCUCCAUGACUGUGUAGCUUACCUAACAUGCCGACCGUGCCUAUGUAAACAGACGCUGCCAUGCAGAGUUACACGGGUGAGCCGACCGGUUUCAACCGAGGUUCCGUCACAGGUUGCUUUUGAUGUAGGAGAUGAGUGGAAAUCUCUUCAAACAGAAUCAAUUGGUGCCCAUGUCUAGCUAGAAGAAAAGGCCACUAUGGCAUUUUCAGUAUCAGAUAUUGUGGCAUCUGGUGCAAGUUAAAAUUGAGACAGAUGCUAAAACCCUUAAACGCUCCCAGCAUUUGCGUUUGAACUUUGACAAACGUUCAACUUGCAGAGUGGUAUUUUUUAUUUUUUUGUCUGAAAUGUUACUUUUAUGUUUGCUGUUUUCAUUGACUUCAUUGAGAUAAUGACAGUCCAUUCAUGAGCCAUGUUCCUUGACCAUGUGAUUUCACUGAAAUAGGUGUAACCUUGGUAUGUUACCUUUAACAUUUCUAGAUUAUUGAAUGUGGGUUUUUUUUCUCUCUCUCAUAUUUUAUGUUUCUUGACAUCCUUAACAAACAACCACAAAGAUCUGGUGCUUAGGAGAGGACUUGUGUAUUUUAGCAUAAUAUCAAUUUGCAUUGUUCCACAACUUGCUCGUUUGAAUGCAGGUCUGACCACUUUCGAAGCUCCGCCCUCUUUUGACUGUUCACCAAUCAGAAAUCGUUCUUUUGGUUAUCCAGUCCAGCACAAUGACUGGAUGUUUCAUUUGUUCUGUUUGUGUAUUUCUGUACUUCAUUCUGUCAAUGUUGUGAGGCAUGGAAGAAUCAAGCUACAUUUACUACAGUGUCGAUUAGUGCGAGUUUCUGUGUGCGAGUCUCAGUGCCUUUCUACAUGCAAAUACAUUUGAAUGGUGACGUGAAUGUUACACAAUAGCCAAGGGGACUAAAACAGGCAAACCAUUUUAUAUUGACGAAGGACCUCAAUUGUGUUCAAAUAGUAGAUAUCAGAUAUGGAAAUCCAUUACACCACUUUGUAUGUCAAGCAGCUAUUAAAAAGCUCUCCCUAAGAUAGGGGAGGACUUAUGGCUUGAAUAGCUCCAGCUAGUGCUAGAUCAUUUACUGUUAUUUCUCUUUAUGAAUAAGCUGAAGAUUGAUUUGACAGAGACUGCAAAAGUGUGUAAUCGUGACGAGAGUAUUUUCAAUCACUUUUAUUGCAAUCAAGCUAUAGAUCUGACAUGGAUACUUAAAAAGGACUCACCGGUCCGCUCUUGUGUCACAAUGGGUCAAUUCGGAUCUGAUUUCAGGGCCAGAAUGAUCAUAGCAGGGAGGGGGCCGUCAAAUACAGGGUUCGUACAGAGUCUUGAAAGUUUGGAAAAUGCUUGAUUUUUCUUUAGUUUGACUGUUAUAAAAUAACCUAAAUUAUUUUAAUUCGAAAUAGAUAUUAUACAGUUGUUAUGUUUGUGGUGUCUUGUGAGCGCACAUGCGCCGCUCCACGUCCGCAUCUCGUGAGCGCAAGCACGCAAAAGUAGCCAACUGCACGUCUACUGUGGUAGAUUGGCGACCAAGAAAUUAUACCUGCAUCUGCUGCUUCCAUCAACAUGCAGGGUGUCAUUUCAAUGACAGCUGGCUGGAAGGAGACAUAAAAUAUGGAUAUGCUGAGCUGAGAUCAACAACAAUGAAUUAAUUAAUGCAUGCAAUAAAAAAAAGUGUAGGGUUGUACGGCUAAUCAAAAAAAUAGCGAAAUCACGAUAUGACCCACUAUGAAUUUUUAACCCCCCCAAAAUGCUGCAAUUUUAGGUAAACAUUGUUGAUCUGUUGGUAUAUUUACCUAUUUUAAUAUGAUUAACACAGAUUUAUAUUUAUGAUGAAUAUUAUUCUUCCAUGAAUUCAUGUAGUGGAAAACAUGCCGAAACUAGGAUUGCAGUGUUACAUGUUCUAAGGCCUUGUUGAAUGUGUGCCCCAGGCUGGCUGGCCAAUUAUACCUUAUAUGUUUUAGCUGAUACAACAGAUGAAAUCCCUCAUAAUAUUCAAUAUAUUCUUCAAAUCAGUCUGAUAAUUGCAGUCACAUCUUAUACUUGUGUUGGGGAAAACAAUCUCAUCACACUGAAUUUAUUUCUGCUGCAGAUGUGUAUGUUUAGAGUUGAGAUUCCACAUGCAUCUCAUAUCUUGUCACUUGAAUUUUCAAAGCACUCUUCUUUUAGCCUUUAUUGAAAUGGCUGGUGAAAUAAUUUUUGCUUAUAUUUGAAAAAAAAAAAAAAAUACAAAUAGUCAAUUUCAGAAACACUUUACAAUAAGAUUCCUUUUGUUAACAUUAGUUAACAAUAUAAAUGUACAUGAACUAACAAUGAACAUUAACUAAGAUUAAUAUGUUCUUUAAAAACUAUAUUGUUCAUUGUUAUUUCAUGAAUCCUAAUGCAUUAAAUAAUGUUAACGAAUUGAACUUUAAUAUAAAGUGUUAUCAAUAUUUCUUUUCAUUGUUCACAUAGAAAUGAAUAAGUACAUUAACCGGGAUUUGUUUUCCCCCACGAUAAACCACACUAUAGAUAACCGGUGUUUCCAACCGUAUCUAUGUGUUAAUCCAAGACUUUGGUUGUAAUCAUAUUAAAGGGAUAGUUCACCCAAAAAUGAAAAUUCCUUCAUUGUUUACUCACCCCUUGUGUAAACCUGUAUGUCUUUCUUCUUUUACACAAAGGGAGAAAUUGUGAAAAAAAAAUGUUGUGCUCAGUGAUAUCAUACAAUGGCAGUUUAUGGUGACUACCUCUUCAAGCUUCAAAAGGACUAGAGUAUAAUUCAGAAGUCUGUUUGAUUUCCGAGUACUCCAUUCCAAAAAAUAAGGCUGGGCAUAAAAAUGCAUCAUUUCUUCUAAUACAAAAUCUUUAGACAUAUUUGUGAGUUAUUUUCUCUGUUUUGUGUGCAGCCGUGUUGUGUUCUGUUGUCGCUAUAGCUGUGGAGGACCUGUUUUUAGAUAAAAAAAGUUUUCACUUGAACGCCCCAAUGUUGAGAGGGGGCUGCAUGAACUGCUCUCUUGCCCUAUCAUGAACACGCACAGGAGAUCAAUGGUCAGUGAACAUUUUCAGUAAAUAAUACAUUAUAUUUAGGUAUGUUUCUCACCACACCUUAUUGUAUGUUUUCAUAACAAUCAUGAGUCUCAUGGAAUAUUUAAUUGACUUCUGAAUUAUACUUUUGCAAGCUUGAAGAGGUAGGCACCAUACACUGCCAUUCUAUGACAUCAAUUGUUUUUCACAAUUUCUCCUUUUGUAAGUCAUAUAGGGUUAUAAACAACACAGGGGUGAGUGAAAAAUUACAGAAUUUUAAUUUUUUGGAAUAAAAUUCUUUAAAGAUUCCUGUCUUCGCAGUGGAUGUAUAGGAAUUCUUGAAACUAAAAUUUGUAUCGAUUAACAAUGUUUGAAAUCACAGAUGAGGUUUUCUUUAUCAUUACAUUUUUGUCAAGUAACAUUUUUAGAGUUGUAUAAUAUUUAAAGCUUUGAGGUGCUUGAAAAAGAUGUUUUGGGUAGCUUGAAAGUGCUGGAAAAGUGCUUGAUUUUCAAUCUUAAAAACCUGUACGAACCCUGAAAAUAUUCGAUUUUUAGAAGCUUGAGAGCCGUAGUCCCACAGACCAGAGCUUUAUCGUGUAAAUGCCCACAACCAGGCCCAGACGGAAUCUGUGAAUUUUUUUUUUUUUUACAUUUUCUUUGUUUGCUAAUUUUGGAUGAAUAUCUGCGGAAUGUAACAUGUUAAACGGAGGUGGGAGUACUGCACUUUUAUUGGUUGCUUGAAAGCAAAAUCCAAUUGGCCAGCAAGAAUUGCGCAGAGUUUGUGAAUGUCUGGCAUUCCAAUUCUGCGGAAAUCUGCGGAGGACAAAUUCCAUCUGGGCCUGUCUGUAACUGUUUUCUCGCAGCGGGUCCGCAGAACGUAACCAUAGCAUGUAAAAAAAAAAAAAAAAGAAUUGUGAAUGAUGAUUGGCUCUCUGACGGAAGAUGGCGAGAGAAAGAUGUGAGGACCUGCGGGUUAACCAGAAUUUUGCAGGUGUGUAGAGUACGUCGAGGAGGCAUAGUUGCCUCUGUUAUUGCACAAUUAGCUUUGUAGGUGUCGCUCACCACAGGGCAAAAUCAGUACAUUGCGAAAAUAAUUUUCUUAAACUUUUUUUUUUGUUGUCUCUUUUUCCUAAAUAACAAAUGUAAUCUAAACAUCCUUAAAGCAAGAUGCAUUUACUUGAGAAGCAAAACCUUUUUUUCUCCAUUGUUUUACAGAUAAAUCUAACAAAAUAUCGAUUUAGGUUUAUAAAUGCAAUUUUGCUUAUGUAGUAACUUCAUCUUGUUUUGAGGACAUUUACAUGUUUUUACUGUGAGACAAGACUAAAAAACUAAGGAAAUAAUUUUUUGCAUUGUCAUGAGGAUUAUCCAGGUCCUGAUCCAUGCUGAAUGCCCCCUCCCCCAUUAAAAAGCAGCUUGCACUUAAUUAUUUACCCUGCCACGCAUUUAUUGCCGACUCUUUAAAAACAAAGUGAAUCUCAGUUCAGGUAUAGGAGGAGGAGCAGGCCUCGGACAGAAAUCCUGCCUGAGUACCUUUGACAGGGGCUUUGCGGCCCAAGCCUGAAACCCACAUCAUCAUUCAGUGGGUAAACUAGUUAUACAACUCAACCAAUCACAGUCUAGUCUCCAUCUACACUUAACAGACUUUGCAUCUCAGUGAUAUCCAGGAAGAAGGAGAGAGAGUGAGGGCCUAAAGAGGGUGAUCUUGUGCUGGGCCUCACUUCCCCAACAGGGGACACAAUAUAAAACACUACACAUCACAGUAGUACAUUUAGACAGACAACAGGAGUUUUCGGAAUCUGAUAAGCAGUCACAUAACAGUGUGCAUUGACCAACAGCUUUUCUUUUGGACACAAAACAUGUAAACCAACUAAAUUUGAUUCAGUUGACUCUUCGCUAAGCUCCGCCCCUCCUUUGUUUCUGCUGCUCGCCAAGAAAAGCUUUGCAAGCGUCCCAUUGGAAUGAAUGGGAGAUUGACGAAUGUGUGCAUAAAUUGGAUAGUAUUCUUACGUGGGCUGAAAUGACAUCGCAAAGCAUUUACAUCUGCCUGAAUUAAUGUGUAAAUUAUUUUAACAUUGUUAUUAACACCUAUUUACCUAGGGGCAAAAUGUUCAUUUGGGAAUGUGGGCUGAGGCAGUUUAAUCCACAGCAUCCACAUCUCAAGAUUUAUUUAUUUAAAAACUAUCCAAACAUACAGGAAUUCCAUAGACAUACAUUUUAAUAGAGCAAAAGCUGCCAAUAAUAUGGCAGAUAACAACAGUUGCUAAGGUAGGAUUGGUCAGUAAUGUUUUUAUUAUUUCAAAGGUGGGGCUUAACAAAGGGUCAAUUGUGUCCCCAAAUUGUCUUCACAAAAAUGCUUUUCAGAAAAUCUCUGGGGCGUUUUCUCAAGUUGGCGUACUAAAACGUCACAUUAUGGCAGACAUUUUAUUUUUUUUGCCCUGUUUUCCCAGGUCAUAGAAUCCAUCUGGAUAUCAGUGGGAAAUAAAAAAAAAAAAAUUAAAAAAUGUUAAAUGUGAUUUUGAUCCAUUCUGAUUUGUAAUUAGAUGACUGUAAUAUACUUUGGAUUGCUAGGAUGCAAACAUGUUUGCUUUUUGUUCUGCUUGCAUCAGAUUCCAAAUCUCCUACUUGGGUAGACAGUGUUCAUAACUCUGCAUUAUGCUACAGUAGUAAUGACAGGUUUUCUUGUUUCUCUGAAUGCAUAACAGUUGUUUUCUUUAUUUCUUUGUUUUUAUGUGGAUGAGAAAAGACUUGAUGAUUGACCACUUAAAUGUGGCUUCAACCGGCAUGUGAAAAAGACCCAUUUGUGGCUGGAGGACUCUAAACAUGUUCAGCAUUUGGAACUCUUAUUAAAAAACAAUAAAACAGAGAAAAAAAACACAAAUUAUUAAGAAAGUGAAUAUCACUGUGUAAUAUUUAUUCAACUUGUAAUUUAUGUACUCUUUUAACCUUUGUCUCUCUUUUUUUUUGUUAUGACAAAGCAUUUAUUUAAAUAAAGUUAUGUAUUCAUUUAA
This is a messenger RNA of Xyrauchen texanus (razorback sucker), 7905 nucleotides long. RefSeq names its product insulin-like growth factor-binding protein 5. Gene Ontology annotation, molecular function: insulin-like growth factor I binding; insulin-like growth factor II binding; fibronectin binding. Gene Ontology annotation, cellular component: extracellular region. Lineage: Eukaryota; Metazoa; Chordata; Actinopteri; Cypriniformes; Catostomidae. The transcript is spliced from 4 exons. Gene Ontology annotation, biological process: regulation of insulin-like growth factor receptor signaling pathway. The coding region runs from base 342 to 1136 and encodes 264 amino acids. The record is from RefSeq and is a predicted model, not a curated record.